GCCAUAAUAAUGCAACAGCCGCCCCAUACAAAUAGGAGACCAGGUCGAUGACACAUCAAUCACAAUUUUGAAUUUAAAUUUCCUGAAAAAGAAAAAAAAAAUCCAGCAGGGGAUUUUCUAAAAGUAGAGUCAACUUCCUUUGUUGCGUAUAUAAGGUGUGUGAGAAUAUAUGAGAAAGUUGGAAUAUUGAGAAGAAAAAUUGCAUCAUCUAUACAAUAAAGAAUUUGGGUGCUGUUUAAAGUAAAUUAUUCAAGAUUGUUGGGGUUACAAUAAGAUUAAUUUCGGAUGGUAGUAAGAGAACAAGACUUGAGAUUAUUUUCUUGGAUAUUUGAUUAUUGGGCUUUUGACUGGACAAUAAAAUCAAGUUGGAAAAGAUGACAUCUUCAGCAGUGAAUUUGGUGAUGACUGUGAUUGGGUUUACAGUGAGUACCAUAUUCAUAGUAUUUGUGUGCACAAGGCUAAUUUGUGCAAGAAUUCAAUACCUGACACGGCGCUCUUCUAAUUCUGCACAUACUUCUAGAUCUGAUCUUAGCAUUGUGGAACGUGGUUUACAUGGCCUGGAGCCGCUUGCUGUUGCCAACUUUCCAACAAAGAAGUAUAGUGAUGCAUUUUUUACCUUUGCAGAAGAUACUCAAUGCACAGUUUGCCUUGCCGAAUAUCGGGAGGAAGAUACAUUACGUAUUUUGCCAUUAUGUGGGCACUAUUUCCAUGCCACGUGUAUUGACAUAUGGUUUCAGCAGCAAUCCACAUGCCCAGUUUGUCGAAUUUCCCUACGUGAGACUGUUGAGAAGAAGUGCUUUAUGCAACCCUUGUUUAGUUCAGCUGUCCGAUCUCACUAUGUGACGGACUCUCUGAAUGUCAAUUCAAACCAAUGCUCGUCAUCAGGGCAGAGGCUUUCUUCAAGAUUACACGAUGGCCAGAGAACAAACCACACUACAGAGAGUGCAUCAAAUGCAUAAGCCUUUAGGCCACAUGAGUAUAAAUGGCGAAAUUGGCAGAGAUUGAAAGGUAUUUACAAUGUUGUGGUAACAUUAAUCUAAUUAUCCACAUUUUGCUCAUGCGUUCUUUUAAGUAUAGCAAGCUGAUGUCUGUAUACAAAUAUACAAUGGACCUAAUGUGAUUCGGCCGUUUCCCGAACCCUACCUGUACAUAACAGGAGCUUAGUGCAUCGGACUGUCUUUUCUUAUAGCAAGGCGAUGCCUUUUUUUUGUCUGCCUUCUUUUGUAUGCUAUACAGCAGCUGGGGUGGAUAGCUUUUUUGUAAGUCAAGUCAGGGUAAACAUUUUUUUUCCUUUUUGUAAAUAGUUUUGGUUUAGGUGGUGAUAGUGCUGUAGAGCCAUUACUAUUCUGGCUAUACAUUGCAAGCUAAGAUACACUAUUACACACUAGCUUAUCAGUUAUGUAAUAUAAAUAGACAAGCUGAUAUGGAUGUAUUAUGAUUGUUUUGAUUCA
This is a messenger RNA of Nicotiana attenuata, 1451 nucleotides long. RefSeq names its product E3 ubiquitin-protein ligase Os03g0188200-like. Bases 375 to 959 code for a protein of 194 amino acids. The transcript has 3 exons. The record is from RefSeq and is a predicted model, not a curated record. Lineage: Eukaryota; Viridiplantae; Streptophyta; Magnoliopsida; Solanales; Solanaceae.